UCUGAAUCUUUCUUGUGGAUAACCCUCUGGGCACAGACACCAUUUCAUUUCUCAAACCCAAAACCCCAUAAAAAGUUUCAAACUUUAUUACACAAUUCUUGUUAAAAAUGGCAAUUUCAUCAUCUUUAACAACACCCAUGUUCCCAUUAUGCAAUUCUUCUUCAACAACACCAACUCCCAAAAAACUUUCUUCUGCUUUGCCUUUUCUUCCAAAUGUUUCCAAGAUUCAGUUUCUUCAAUCAUCUCGUUUGUCUACUACUAAAGUCUUUGCUGCCCCUGAAACUUUGGAACAAACCCUUGAGGUUGAGGACCCUGAAUCUACAACAGUACUUGUUGGCUCUGAUGCUGAAAAGUUGGCACCAAAACAGAAAAUAAGGAUUAAACUGAGGUCAUACUGGGUGCCUUUAAUUGAAGAUUCAUGCAAGCAGAUCAUGGAUGCUGCUCGGACAACAAACGCAAAGACCAUGGGUCCUGUUCCGUUACCAACCAAGAAAAGGAUUUACUGUGUGCUUAAAUCUCCUCACGUUCACAAAGAUGCAAGAUUUCACUUUGAGAUCAGAACCCAUCAACGGCUCAUUGACAUUCUACACCCGACUGCACAAACCAUCGACUCUUUGAUGCAACUUGAUCUUCCAGCUGGUGUUGACGUUGAGGUUAAACUUUAGAAACGAACAUACCUAGUCCCUUUUGCUAUCAAAUGCUUCUGCUUGACACUUUCGUAUCGUAAAUUCAUUACCUGUAUCAUUGUUGAUUAAAAGGGAUGAUAUUUUGGUAAAGUAUUUUGUAAUGGGUUAACCUUUUAAAAUGGUGGUUUAUGCACUUUAGAUUGGAUGUUUAAGACGAAAA
Messenger RNA from Erigeron canadensis, 846 nucleotides. RefSeq names its product cyanelle 30S ribosomal protein S10. Gene Ontology annotation, biological process: translation. Gene Ontology annotation, cellular component: mitochondrion; small ribosomal subunit; ribosome. The transcript has 3 exons. Lineage: Eukaryota; Viridiplantae; Streptophyta; Magnoliopsida; Asterales; Asteraceae. The coding region runs from base 108 to 665 and encodes 185 amino acids. Gene Ontology annotation, molecular function: RNA binding; structural constituent of ribosome. The record is from RefSeq and is a predicted model, not a curated record.